UCUUUUUAGCUGUCGUCUCCCCUUCUUCCGUCACUCUCCAGCUUAGAGGAGAAGGAUGUUUUGUUCCAUCAAUAAGUAGUUUGUAAUCAUGGCAGAGAGGAGGAGAUCUGAUGCUGGACAAUUACUGAUUUCUACCACCGCCAAUAAUAACACCACCGUCGCCCUAACCAACAACAGCACUAAUUCUACCUCUACCACCAUUAGUACUACUACUGCUACUGGAGUCAUAGUGACAACACGACUGGAACACUUGCCUACCGCCGCCGCCACCAUCACCACCACUCUGUUAUCAUUGAUAUUACUGUUGACGACAGCGUCAACUGUGGCUGCCAAUAUUUUCUCUUUUUCCUGUUUUCAUAGCAGUCUCUUGCAAAACUACCAGAGUCAGCGUUGUGUUUAGCUUUUCAUCGACGACCUCAUACUUAACAAACACACUCUUACCUAUCUCCAUCUAUUAGAAAUAUCUAUCCUUCUUCAUAACAGCCAAGCACUGUCUAGGAUUUAUGGUAAAGGUAUACAAAAAAAAAAUAUAUAGAUUUAUAUAUAUAUAUAAACUUAUGAAUAAAUAUAUAUAAUAUAUAUUUAUAAAUAAACUAUACAUAUAUAUAUAUAUAUAUAUAAUAUAUAUUUGUGUGUGUUGUAUGUGCGUGCGUGUUGGUGCAUGUUAUGUCUGAUGGGAUACACAUUUAUAAACCAGCUGGACAUAAACAUCAAUAUAUUCACAUUUAGUCACUGAAGGUGAGAAAAAAUAAUCCAGAAAGGAAUCAAAAUCUUAAUUGCAUUCUUUUACUGUGUGAUAUAAAUAUAUAUAGAUAGAUAGAUCCCUGGCUUUCUUAAUUUUGAGCAACAUUCUUCCUUAAAACAACGAACACUUGUGUAUACGCAGACACGUAUGCUGGAGGCAUUGUGUAUGCGUUUAGACAUAAAUAUAUCUAAGGCAUGUUUGUUAGUAUUAACGGAAGAGGGAAGGGUUACAAUUGAAAUGUGUGGCUAGAUGUCUAGCAAAGUUGCGAUCAAUAUCUGACCCACAGAAAAGAGAGAUCUUUACAUUAAAAAAAAAAAAAAAAAAAGAUGGGAGCUAAACAAAGCUCAACUGGACCUCGUAUGAGGACAUAUUCGGGCAGUGGCCAAAGUGGAACAAGUACAGGCAAUGCUGGCAAUUCUGGAGGGGAACUUGCUGUUGUUGGAGGCUCUGCUGGAGCAGGUCAAGCCACAGCUGCGAGGGCUCGGGCUCGAAGCUUGGGCAGUUUUCAUCCAUCUACAGGACAUUCACCUUCUCUUAGUAUACCAAAUAACAACGGUUCUGGUGGAGUUAGUGGUGGGAUAAGUUUGUUAGGGGCUAUGUCCCCAGACUCAGAUUCCAGUACACCAGAGGAUGCACCAUUCGGACGUUCUUUCACACAUUCGUUGCCUGUACACUUAUCUUUCUUCACAGGCAUUAAAUGUCCUGUUUGUUCAAAAUCAGUUGCUGCAGAUGAAUUAGAAUGUCAUCUUGUUAUAUGUCUUACAAAACCAAGGAUUAGUUAUAAUGAGGAUGUAUUGACAGAGGAUAAAGGUGAAUGUGUGAUAUGUUUGGAAGAUCUCAAACAAGGGGACACCAUAGCACGACUUCCUUGUCUUUGUAUAUAUCAUAAAAUGUGCAUUGAUAGGUGGUUUGAAGUGAAUCGUUCCUGCCCAGAGCACCCCUCUGAUUGAGAACUUUAUUGGAGACUGUAUGGACAUUUUUUACUGAAGCCAUGAUGUUCUUGGGUAAAGAAAAGAAAUGGGGGCAAGGGUUGUGGGUUUUGAUGUAAUGGGUUGGUUAAGAAAGAAGAGAAAAAUUGAUUGCUGGACUGCCAAACAGGACAUCUGCCAUGGGGCUUUCUGCAGUAGUGAUAUGUGCUUGAUUGAAAUAUUGGUAGAAGCAGAUUAUUACAACUAUGAGAAUUUGUAAACAUUUUUGAAUAUAAAUAACUGCAUCUACUGAAAUAUGCAAAAAAAAAAAAAAAAAAAGAAAAAAAGGGAAAAAAAAUAGAGAAAAAUGUAUUUUUUUUUCUUCUGUUCAACCAACUGAUGGUUGUGAACUAUGUGUGUUCACUCAAACUUUUUUUUUUUAAAGAUGGGUGAACUUUGGGCUGUGAGGAAGAAGUUGAAAUGGAAGACGGCUAAAGGCUACCAUGGCAGAGCAAACAUUGGUGGCCUUUCAGCUGAAUUCUGUGUCUGGUGAUCCAGUAGAUCAUCAUAUUGCUGUAUUUAUGGACAAUUAUUUCAAAUAUCAAUAAAACUUUUCUAUGAAUAUAAUGCUUGCAAACGGGAGAUUGUCGUCAAAAUAUUUGCUGAAAUAAGUGCUAUUUUUGUAUGUGAAUAUAUAUGCUGACUAUGACCAUGGAAUGUAAAAGUGUUCUUUGUUACUUAUUGAAUUUUUCUGUGAGCUGUGUCAUUCUAUGGUCGAUCUGCAGUCCAGCUCCGAAACAGCUGGUUUUUCUUAUGUCACUUCUAAUGAUUGGUUUUACAUGUUCGCACACUGAUGAAUCUCAUCAGUUGGAUCAUGUAAAUUUAGAAAGAAAUUGAUGUUCUCUCUGCCCAGCCUUUUAUUAAUAUUAUUAUUAUUAUCAUUAUUAUUAUUACUAUCAUCAGCAUUAUAAUUAUUAUUAUUAUUUUUUGUUUUGUUUUGCAGGACUUGUAUGCAUUCAGAUAUAUCCUUUAUAUGUUUGUAGAUAACUAUGCCAAUGGUUCUUACGAAGUUAAAAAGUCUAUUGUGAUGUUGAUUCUUAUAUUGGCAGGGCUUCAUAACGUUUUGGAUUCUGUUAGUGCAAAAGAAGAAAAAAAAAAAACCAACAAAAAACAAAAAAAACUAAAGCAUAUUUUAACCAAUAGUUCAGAUGAAUGUUAAACAA
Molecule: messenger RNA, 2876 nt
Organism: Octopus sinensis (East Asian common octopus)
Lineage: Eukaryota; Metazoa; Mollusca; Cephalopoda; Octopoda; Octopodidae
Product: E3 ubiquitin-protein ligase ZNRF2
Exons: 4
Coding region: 1072-1695 (207 amino acids)
Source: RefSeq, a predicted model, not a curated record